Notothenia coriiceps (black rockcod) is the source of this 1544-nucleotide messenger RNA. RefSeq names its product ceramide synthase 3b (gene cers3b). Lineage: Eukaryota; Metazoa; Chordata; Actinopteri; Perciformes; Nototheniidae. Gene Ontology annotation, molecular function: DNA binding; sphingosine N-acyltransferase activity. The record is from RefSeq and is a predicted model, not a curated record. Gene Ontology annotation, biological process: ceramide biosynthetic process. The transcript is spliced from 11 exons. Bases 173 to 1300 code for a protein of 375 amino acids. Gene Ontology annotation, cellular component: membrane.
AGGUGAGUGUGUCUGUUUCAAUGUGCAUAUAUAAAUUGAUUUAUUUUGUUAACAAAGGGACUGAAUAUGCAGUUCGUUUGUUGGCAUAUUCUACUUUAUUGGACUGUGUCCACCUUCUGCCUCAGCUUCCCUCUCUUCGGUUGGUACUGGUCAAAACUAAACAGCCUGCAGCAUGUUGCAUACAGUCAGGGAGUGGCUGUGUUGGGAGCGUAUGUGGCUGCCAGAAAAAGUCUCCUGGUCGGAUCUGGAGGACAGUGAAGGUCGUGUUUACGCUAAAGCCUCUCAGCUCUACGCUGCUCUGCCCUGCGCCCUCUGCCUGCUCCUCGUCAGAUUCCUGUUUGAGAGGUACCUGGCCACACCGCUGGCUGAUCUUUGGGGAGCCAGGGACCGUAUUCGUCUCACAGCAGAGACAAACCCUGUCCUGGAGAAGCACUUCUGCAGCCAAGCACGGCUUCUUUCACAGGUGUCUGACUUGAGGUCUCUUUGUGAGAAGACCAGCUGGCCAGAAAGGAAAGUUCAAGUUUGGUUCAAGAGGAGGAGGAACCAGGAGCGCCCAGGCCUUCGCAAGAGGUUCUGCGAGGCCAGUUGGAGAUGUGUGUUUUAUUUGUUUGCAUUUGUUGCCGGAGUGCUUGCUCUCUAUGAUAAACCUUGGCUUUAUAACCUGAAAGAGGUUUGGGCAGGCUUUCCUAAACAGUCCAUGCUCCCAUCUCAGUACUAUUAUUACCUCUUGGAAAUGGGCUUUUAUCUUUCUCUGCUUCUUAGCCUCACAUUUGAUGUGAAACGGAAGGACUUUAAAGAGCAGGUGACUCAUCACAUAGCCACAUUGACUCUUCUGAGUUUCUCCUGGAUUUCAAACUACAUCCGGAUAGGAACUCUUGUGAUGGCCUGUCAUGACUCCGCUGACAUACUGCUGGAGGGUGCCAAGGUAUUUAACUAUGCAAAGUGGCAACGGACUGCUAACACCACGUUUGUGGUGUUCACAGCUCUCUUUACGCUGACAAGACUUGUCAUUUUUCCUUUUUGGCUGAUCCACUGUACAUGGGUGUACCCACUGGAGGAGUUUGCUCCCUUCUUCGGCUAUUACUUCUUCAAUGUGAUGUUAUUGGUUCUUCAGAUACUCCACCUUUACUGGGCUGUUCUCAUAUCGCGAAUGCUUCUUAAGUUAAUAUUCAGUAAGCUGGAAGGUGACGAUCGGAGUGAUGAAGAGGAGGAUGACAGUGAUUCACCAAAGGAAAGAAACAACAAAUUGAGUCACAUUAAUGGCUCUGGAGCCAGAGGCCGGGGGGCAAAUGGUCACUGACACGUUUACUGACAAAAGGAGAUGGACAAAAGGGGAAAUGAACAGCAGACAUGAAGACUUAUUCAAUGUGCAGCAGCUGGAAUGUAAUGGCACUUCAGAAAAGAGUAAAUACACUAAAGCAGAAAUAAUGAUAUGCACAGGAACUGUGAAGGAUUGUAGUCAAACGAAAUAAUUUUAAGCUUUGUCUUUUCUGGAGUUUGCUGAAUUCAUAAUAACUAUUAAUCUUGUUGUACUCAUUAAAAAA